AAAAACCUCACAUUGACACACCCCCAUGCCCUUACCCUUGCAAGCGUCUUGUGAACACGUGGACUUCACGAUAAACAAUUCCCGACUUACUGCGAUGUAAACAUUAUGACGCAAACAAAACGAUAUUCUGUAUGUUUAAGGAAUGUCUGACAGUGUUUAUAUGGAAGAGUUGCACCAUUUGAGACCAGACACCGAGUUCUGCCUGCUAGAAUGCUCUGCAGCCUUCAACAAGCUGAGCCAGCAAGAGAAGAAGUACGCCCACUACCUGUCGAGAGCCUGCUGGUAUGGGGGGCUCAUUGUUCUCUAUCAGGUGUCACCUGAAUCUCCAGGAAUAUUUGUUCUACUGCACAGGCUGUUUAAUGUGCAGACCUUUCAACAAAUUCAGGACCUAGCAAAAUUUCAAGGAUUUACAGAAGAUGAAAUUCAGGCCUUCAGGAUCUAUGUGGCUGGGUUCUAUAUGAACUUUGGGAAUUACGCGUCAUAUGGAAAUAUCAAGUUUAUACCAAACUUUCCAAAGGAAAAAUUUGAGCGUCUAGUGUUAGCAAGUGAAGCAGGAAAGAGUGAUAUAGAGGGGAUAGCAGGGCUGUGGAACUCCAUUUCAUACCGAAUAUACUCGCUCGAGGAACGACAUCGCGAGUUCGGACUGGGUCCAAAGGGUACAUCCACUUACUACUCCUUUAACUGUGAUAUGGACGAUGCUAAACUUGCACAAGAGUUCAUGCUGUCCAAGAACUUGUCCGCGUUCAACACGAGGCUGAUCAAGAAGUCUUUGCAAGAGUACGAGAUACGUCUUGCAUCGUCAGAGACGGGGGAUGGCAUUAUUCCUGGGUGUGAUGAAAGGCUGCUAGGCAGCCAUGAGUUCACAGCGGAGGGAGCAGACACACCAGUCACAUUCCAUGUCACCAGGGGAGACUACUCUAAGCUGCUUGCUAAAGUUGUCACCUGCUUUGAAAAAGCGAAGGAGUUUGCAACCAAUGAGACGGAAUCUCUAAUGAUGGAUGGGUAUAUUGCCAGCUUCACCAUGGGGUCUGUCCCCUCACACAAGGACAUGUCCAGAAUCUGGAUCAAGAACAAGAGUCCCGCAGUGGAAACGUUUAUUGCAUUCCUGGAGUGUUACAAGGACCCAUUCGGUGUUCGUGGGGAAUUUGAAGCUUUUGUGGGUUUUGUGAAUAAAGAAAUGAGCGCUAAAUACGAGGUACUUGUCAACAACACUGAGAGGCUGUUAAAGAACCUACCGUGGCCGGCUGAAUACGAGAUGGAUCAAUUCCUUAAACCAGAUACAAUGUUGGUCGAUCUGCUCGCGUAUGGAGCGUCCUGGGUUCCUGGUGGUGCAAACAUUCCAAACUACGGUGAUAUACGGCAAGAUGACGGCUUCAAAAACACCAUGUUUUUCAACAAAAUCAAGAUUGAAUCUCCUAAUAAAGUAACAUUUAUUGAUGACAGAGACAAGGAUCUGUUUUUCAAAAUGAGUUUGCACACCCUUGAGCUGCAUGUGGGCUUGCACGAGCUGUACGGUCACGGCAGUGGGAAAUUGUUUUCUGAGGACUUUGAUGGUAACCUGAACUUUGACAUCAACACUGUACGGCAUACUGAGACCGGAGAAGAGAUCAGGAGUUGGUACAAACCCGGCGAGACAUGGGAUACAAAGUUUCCAACCAUCGGGGCCUCGUAUGAGGAGUGCCGAGCGGAGUGUGUUGCCCUGUACAUGAUAGACAACGAGGACAUACUCAGGAUCUUUGGCCAUGAGCAUGACGGUGAUGACGUGGUAUACGUUGAUUGGUUGACCUUGGCACGGCUUGGUCUGGUAUCACUGGAGUUCUACACGCCGGAGACAACCACAUGGCGACAGGCCCAUAUGAACGCACGGUUUGUGAUACUACGCGUGCUCUUGGAGGCAGGCCAAGGCUUAUUGGAGAUCUCUGAGAUCACAGGUAGCGACGGCAAACCAGACCUUGUGAUUCGAAUGGACCGCCAGAAGAUACUGACUGUAGCAAAACCUGCUAUUGGAAACUUCCUCAGGAAACUCCAGGUGUACCGAUCCACUGGCGACUUUGAGGAGGGCAAGAAAUUGUAUGAUCACUAUUCUGAAGUGACCGACGACGGAGACAUUAAGUUCCUGUCACUACGAGAGAUUGUUGUUGCUCAUAGAACGCCGCGCAAGAUUUUAGUGCAGCAUAAUACUGUGAUAGAUGAAGUUGACAAUGUGGCGCUGAAAUCAUACGAGGCAUCCCCAGAAGGCAUGGUUCAGUCGUUCAUGGACAGGUUUCUCGGUUCCAACGUUGACGAAAUCAUAGAAGAACUAUGGCUUCAGGAUAGGCACCACUUUGACGACACUAUGGAAAGUGAGCGAUAGUGAUCGGGCGUCCUUUAACACGGAAAUUCGCAUAUCAGAUGCAUUUAACUUGCCUAAAAAACGACAUAUACGGGUUAUUUUUUGCCACUGUCUGUGACAGCGUACAAAUUUGUUUGUUUAGACAAUAUUUUGAGAAGUUCCUAUGCAAUCAUGAAUUUUAAAGCAUAAUAUUCUUUGGAAAUGGUUCUAACUAGUUGUCGAUUUUGUCGAUGUCUUAACUUUCAGUUUAAAGAUAACAAUAUGUACUGAGGAUAUAAACGUUUGUCUUUGAGUGUCUUGUUUGAACGGUUUUUACCGUAUUCUGUUGCUCUUAUCACUAUGUAGCAUUUUUUUCUUUCUCUUUUUGAAUAAAAUAUCUAUAUUUUUA
This is a messenger RNA of Dreissena polymorpha, 2720 nucleotides long. RefSeq names its product dipeptidyl peptidase 3-like. The transcript is spliced from 18 exons. Bases 143 to 2353 code for a protein of 736 amino acids. Gene Ontology annotation, molecular function: dipeptidyl-peptidase activity; metalloexopeptidase activity. Gene Ontology annotation, cellular component: cytoplasm. Gene Ontology annotation, biological process: proteolysis. NCBI's taxonomy places the organism in Eukaryota, Metazoa, Mollusca, Bivalvia, Myida, Dreissenidae. The record is from RefSeq and is a predicted model, not a curated record.